AUGAGUGAUUAUUAUUAUUGGAAAAACCAUGGUGAGGUGAUUCCCCCAAUUCCCCUAGUGGUUGCUAGUCAUUCAUAUUAUGGAAGUAGAUGUCAGAGGGAAAUGUUUGAUAAUUAUGAGCAGUUAGUAAUGGAUGUUGCAGAACCAGAAAUUGGAAACUAUGUAGAGCAAGAAGGUCAAGACGAAGAAGAUGUAAUGGAAGAAUAUCCUAAUGAAGAAGCACGAAAGUUCUUUGAAAUGUUGAAAGCAGCACGAUCACAUUUAUGGCAUGGUUGUGAUAGAUAUUUUGUGUUGUCAGCAUCUUUAACAACAUUAAGUUUGAAAGCAGACUAUGGGUUAUCUGAAGGCUAUUUCAAUGGAUGGAUGCAGUUUAUGGGAAAUGCUUUGCCAGAGAAUAAUUGUAUGCCUAAAAUUUUUUAUCAAGUAAGGAAAUCGAUUGCUGAACUAGGGUUGGCAAGUUUAAAAAUUGAAUAUUAUGUGAAAGGAUGUAUGUUGUAUUAUAAGGAGGACGACACACUCCAAAAGUGUAAAAUAUGUAGAGAGGAGUGA
Lathyrus sativus (Indian pea) is the source of this 549-nucleotide messenger RNA. Lineage: Eukaryota; Viridiplantae; Streptophyta; Magnoliopsida; Fabales; Fabaceae. The record is from the annotation of a GenBank genome assembly.